GCUUGAGAGCGAUCUCAAUUGACAAAGACGCCGAGACGACGCCGAGACCCUUGUUCCUGCCUUCUUCCCGUCAUCCACCUUCCUACACUUUCCCAGCCUCCCCGCUCAUUCAAAACCUGACGCCUGCUUCCAUGGACACAGUCGUAGCCGGUGCUCUCGCCGCAUUGGCAGUAGACGCCCUCAUCUACCCGCUAGACACGAUCAAGACCCGUCUUCAGGCGCCUGACGUCUCGAAACGCUUCCCUACACGGCGUCUCCUCUUCACCGGCCUUUACCAAGGCGUGGGAACCGUAGUCGUCGCCACCUUGCCAGCCGCAGGUGUCUUCUUCACCUCAUAUGAAGGAGCCAAAUCGGGCCUCGCGCCUUACUUGAGCGGCUCUGUGCUGCAUAUGACCUCGAGCUCACUGGCCGAGCUGGCGAGCUGUGCGGUCUUGACACCGGCAGAGAUUAUCAAGCAGAGGGCACAGGUGGCUAGUAAAGGGGCUGCUGCUGCCGCAGCCUCGGCUUCGUCGUACGAAGGUGGAGGCAAGCCGCUGAGGGACACCGCUCGUGAGGUGACGAAGGGUCAGCCGGCUGGGUUGUCAGACGCGGCGAAACGGGUAGGAGAUCGAGCAUUGAACGAGACUGCAGUGGGUCGCACCGCCAAGGCUGCCAGUCAGGAGGCGGCUGCUACUUCUGCUGGUUCGCAGAACCUCGUCAAAACAUUCACAAGGGGCUACCUGGCAUUGGCCGGUCGCAACUUGCCCUUUACGGCCGUGCAGUUCCCCCUCUAUGAGAAGUUUCGAGCCGUCCUCUCUGAGCGCUGGAAUGUUAAGACGCUCAGUGAUACAGAGACGGGAGAGGUGCUGCAGAAGGGCAAGGAGACUUUGGAUGGCAAUGAGUCGAGGAGCAGUAGAGCUGCUUCAUCACGGCCAAAGACACGACGGGAGGACAUCAUAAAGCCUGGCCUAGUCGCCUCCUGCUCAGCCGCAGCCGCAGGGUCAAUCUCGGCCGCCCUCUCCACGCCCAUUGAUAACGCCAAGACCCGCAUUAUGAUUGCCUCGCCGUCCUCGCCAGAUCCAUGCGUGCAAGGAGGCACAUUGAACACUAUGGCGACCAUCUUUCGCAACGAAGGAUGGAGAGCCCUCUGGCGUGGUGGGCUACUUAGAAGCUCGUGGACCGCGCUAGGGGCAGGAAUCUAUCUUGGGAGCUAUGAGUCGGGAAGGUUGUGGUGGAAGACGAGAGGGACUUUCGAGGGGGAGGCAAUGCAGCAAUAGAAAGGCGACUUCAAUGACAAUGCAGGUCUAUACCCUGUUCUAUUGCAGCUGAGCUCGUCACGCCACCAGCGCCUUGAAGGCGUCCGCAAUCUCGGCGAGGUCCUUUUCGAGC
This is a messenger RNA of Jaminaea rosea, 1368 nucleotides long. RefSeq names its product mitochondrial carrier. Lineage: Eukaryota; Fungi; Basidiomycota; Exobasidiomycetes; Microstromatales. The record is from RefSeq and is a predicted model, not a curated record. The transcript has a single exon. Gene Ontology annotation, cellular component: mitochondrial inner membrane. Gene Ontology annotation, molecular function: S-adenosyl-L-methionine transmembrane transporter activity. The coding region runs from base 132 to 1256 and encodes 374 amino acids.